Rangifer tarandus platyrhynchus (Svalbard reindeer) is the source of this 891-nucleotide messenger RNA. NCBI's taxonomy places the organism in Eukaryota, Metazoa, Chordata, Mammalia, Artiodactyla, Cervidae. The record is from the annotation of a GenBank genome assembly.
AUGCUGCGCGCCCUGACCAGCACCCUGCGCUUUCCGCGCCCCUGGAGGCCACUUGAGACCCGAAGCUGCUCCUACAACCCAGGGGCUGCAGGCCAGGUGAUCCAGGUGUGUGCUCUGGUGGGUCCAGACCAGGGAAUUGCUGAGAUUCUGAUGAACAGACCGAGCGCCCGCAAUGCCCUGGGGAACGUCUUCGUCAGUCAGCUGCUGGAAGCUCUGGCCCAGCUUCGGGAGGACCAGCAAGUGCGUGUCCUGAUCUUCAGGAGUGGAGUGAAGGGUGUGUUCUGUGCAGGUGCAGACCUGAAGGAGCGGGAGCAGAUGAGUGAGACAGAAGUGGGGGUCUUUGUCCAGCGGCUCCGAGGCCUGAUGACUGAGAUUGCAGCCUUCCCUGCACCCACCAUUGCCGCUGUGGAUGGGUUUGCCUUGGGUGGAGGCCUGGAGCUUGCCCUGGCCUGUGACCUCCGAGUGGCAGCUUCCUCGGCUGUCAUGGGGCUGAUCGAGACCACCCGAGGGCUCCUCCCAGGAGCAGGAGGGACUCAGAAGCUGCCUCGAUGCCUGGGGGUGGCCCUGGCGAAGGAGCUCAUCUUCACGGGCCGACGACUGAGUGGGGCGCAGGCCCAGGUUCUGGGGCUGGUGAACCACACUGUGGCCCAGAAUGAGGAGGGCAACACUGCCUACCGCUGGGCCCGAGCCCUGGCCCAGGAGAUCCUGCCCCAGGCCCCCAUCGCUGUGCGGCUGAGCAAAGUUGCCAUUGACCGAGGAAUAGAGGUGGACAUUGCAUCAGGGAUGGCCAUUGAAGGGAUAUGCUAUGCCCAGAACAUCCCAACCCGGGAUCGGCUGGAAGGCAUGGCUGCCUUCAGGGAGAAGCGCCUCCCCAGAUUUGUUGGCGAGUGA